AAAAAAGAAUUGCCUAGUUUGUUGGUAUGGGAAAAAGUUCAACUUUUCAGUUGGGAUCUGGCUACCUGAAUUGUUGUUUUAUUAUUAAUUGUUUAGUCCUUUUCUCAGCAACGUCUGCAAUCGGAGGGACUGACACGGAUCGACUAGCUUUGCUUGAAUUCAGGAAUAAAAUAAGUGUUGAUCCUUUUGGUGCCGUGAGCUCAUGGAAUGAUACCAUCCACUUCUGCUUGUGGUAUGGUGUCAAGUGUAGUCGCCGACACGAGAGGGUCACAGUGUUAGACCUGAAUUCCUUACAGCUACAAGGCACCAUUUCUCCUCAUAUUGGAAACCUGAGCUUUUUGAAAAUCCUAGACCUCAAAAACAACAGCUUCACCCGGAGUAUUCCUCCUGAAAUCGGCCGUCUUGGAAGACUGCAAACACUUUAUCUCUACAACAAUUCACUCACUGGGACAAUCCCAUCCAAUCUUUCUAGAUGCUCCAGUCUUAGCAUUUUAAGUCUUGUGAACAACAAGCUGAUAGGACAGGUCCCACCAGAGCUUGGUCUUCUUUCCAAGCUUCGGUUUCUUUCUAUAUCCAAAAACAACCUGACAGGUAAUAUUCCUCCUUCUCUUGGAAACUUGUCAUCUCUUUUAACUCUUUCUGCGGCACUUAACAAUUUUGUUGGGCCAAUUCCUGACACAUUAGGACGGCUAAAAAACCUGACUUUUCUGGGCCUUGUUAUAAAUCAGUUGUCUGGUACAAUACCAUCUUCAAUCUUCAAUCUUUCUUCUAUCACAGUUUUAGAUAUAGGAGACAACAAAAUUGAAGGACACCUUCCCUCAGAUUUAUUCACCUCUUUUCCCAAUCUUCGAGUCUUAAGUUUUGCUGUUAACCAAUUCACAGGUCGUAUUCCUAGUUCCAUAUCUAAUGUUACAAAUCUUUCAUCUCUUCAGUUAAAUUCAAACAAUCUCAUUGGAGAUGUGCCAUUUCUUGAAAGAUUGGAUGUUCCAAUUCUUACUAUUGAUAGAAACAAUCUUGGAAACGGGAAACGGAAUGACCUGAUGUUUCUAUGUUCUUUGCGUAAUGCUAGUAGUUUAGUUUUGUUAGAUAUAAGCCGUAAUAAUUUUGGAGGGUUGCUACCGCAGUGCAUUGCCAAUUUGUCUGUCAAUCUUAAAGAACUCUCACUGCAUGUAAAUCAGAUAUCUGGAAUAUUACCGUAUGGUAUAAGCAAUCUUGUCAAUUUACAGCGGCUGCGGGUGUAUAAGAACAAUCUUUCUGGUAGCAUUCCACAAAGUAUAGGAAAUCUGCAAAAUCUAGUAGAAUUGAUUCUUGAUCAAAACAAAUUCUUCGGGCCUAUUCCAGUCUCAAUUGGAAACAUGACACGGUUGAAUAGACUUCAUUUAGCUGAUAACAAUCUUCAGGGUACCAUCCCUUUGAGUCUAGCUGAUUGCAGAAAUCUGCAGGUUCUUGAUUUUUCACGAAACAGUCUUAAUGGUACCUUACCUCCUCAAGUUAUUGGCCUCUCAUCCUUGUCAAUUUACCUUGGAUUUGCUGAAAACAACCUGACAGGUUCCCUUCCAAGUGAAAUUGGAAACCUGAAAGCUCUUGGUAUUUUUGACAUUUCUAAAAACAUGUUAUCUGGUGAUAUACCAAGUACUCUUGGGAGCUGUGUGAGCUUAGAGUACCUUUACAUGCAAGAAAACCAUUUCCAAGGCUCCAUUCCUUCAUCUCUGAGAUCGCUGAGAGGUCUCAUAGUUUUGAAUCUUUCUAAUAACAGUUUAUCUGGCCAGAUUCCUGAAUUUCUUGCCAGCUUUGAGUUUUUGCUCAAUUUGUUCUUAUCAUUCAAUCAUUUUGAAGGCAUGGUGCCAACUGGUGGGGUAUUGAAAAAUGCAAGCAUUACAACAGUCGAAGGAAACAGUAAGCUUUGUGGCGGCAUACCAGAGUUUAAUCUGCCUGCUUGCAACUUCAAAAGGAAUGGAAAAAGGAGAUACAAAGUAUUAAUCAUUGCUACUGUUUCAGGAAUUUCAUGUGCCAUUAUCCUGUUGCUGUGUUUUCUACUUUUCAUCCGAUCAAGAAAGAAAAUCCGACAAUUAACAGCUUCAUCCAUUUCAGAAAAUUCCCUUUUGAAUCUUCCAAAUGUAUCUUAUAGAGAUCUCCACAAGGCCACUGAUGGCUUCUCAUCAGAAAAUUUGAUAGGCAGCGGUAGCUUUGGUUCUGUAUAUAAGGGAAAUCUCGGCGCAGAUAGCAAAAUGGUAGCUAUUAAAGUGCUUAACCUGCAAAAUCAUGGAGCAGCUAAGAGUUUUAUAGCAGAAUGUGAAGCCUUGAGAAAUAUCAGACAUCGGAAUCUUGUAAAGGUACUAACUGCAUGCUCAAGUGUUGACAAUCAAGGUAAUGACUUCAAAGCACUGGUUUAUGAGUUCAUGGUCAAUGGCAGUCUUGAAGAGUGGUUACAUCCAUCUUCUAUAGUAACCAAGAAUUUUAACAUUCUUCAGAGGUUAAAAAUUGGCAUUGAUGUUGCAUCAGCUAUUGAAUAUCUGCAUCAUAAUUGUGGAACUGCACUAGUUCAUUGUGAUAUCAAGCCAAGCAAUGUUCUUCUUGAUGAGAAUAUGACUGCUCGAAUUGGCGAUUUCGGACUGGCUAAAUUCCUUUUGGAGUCCAUCCAAAAUAGUUCUUCUAAUCAAAUAAGUUCCGCAGGAUUGCGAGGAACUAUCGGUUAUGCUCCUCCAGAAUAUGGACUAGGAAGUGCAAUAUCAACAUAUGGCGAUGUUUACAGUUACGGAAUUUUGUUGCUGGAAAUGUUUACGGGGAAGAGGCCGACUGAUGAGACAUUCAAAGAGAGUUGGAACAUUCACAUAUUCGCAGCGUCAGCUUUUUCAAAUGGAGAGACUGAGGUCAUAGAUUCAGUUCUCCUUCAGGAAAUAGUCCAACUAGAGAUGACCUUAAAUUCCUCUUAUGGUAAAGUUAGAAAAAGCAAAAACAGUGAAGGAAUUUUGACAGAAUGUUUGAUGUCCAUAAUUGGCAUUGGAAUUGCUUGUUCUUCUGAAUUGCCAGCAGACCGAAUGGGAAUUACAGAUGCAGUAACAGAGCUGUGUGUGAUUAUAGACAAAAUUCAUGCCAUUUAUGCAGGUUGAAUCCUUCAUUUAAUGGAAUGUCUGUUAUUAUCUAAUCAGCACUACUGUUACCUAUUCAUUUCUUAUCAGACUGCAGAUAUAUAUAAGCCCCCCUGGAAUCUAAAUUAUAUCAAAUAAAAUAGUGCUUUUGAAUUUUGCAA
Messenger RNA from Mercurialis annua (annual mercury), 3250 nucleotides. RefSeq names its product putative receptor-like protein kinase At3g47110. The transcript has 2 exons. Lineage: Eukaryota; Viridiplantae; Streptophyta; Magnoliopsida; Malpighiales; Euphorbiaceae. Gene Ontology annotation, biological process: protein phosphorylation. Gene Ontology annotation, molecular function: ATP binding; protein kinase activity; protein binding. Bases 27 to 3110 code for a protein of 1027 amino acids. The record is from RefSeq and is a predicted model, not a curated record.